ACGAGAUUAAAACAGUCUAGUAUCUCGCCAUCUGACAUCUGUGUGCAAGGACUACCAAGAAGCUGACAACAGUUCAUUGUCAUUCAAACCGGAAGAGGCAAUCAUUCCGAAAAAGUGUGUGCAUUAUUUGUUUCAUUGUGUGCGUCAGAUCUGCUAGUGCUAUUGUCUCCCUUUUUGUGCGUGUUGCAUAUUCAUAUAGGUUGGUGACAACGCGCAUUAUAGAUAUGCUAAAAUAAACUACACGAGGACUUAUUAGAAGCAGCCUGAAAGAUGGACUUGUAACGUCAAUAUUGGCCUAUAGUCUGCAUUCUCCAGGAAUUAAGGUAGCAGAAUGCUAUGGCUAAUCUUCCACUGGCUCUCGCCAACGUCGGCCGGAACAUCCACUUCGAAGAUAGCUACACACUUUCACGGGACGAGAAGCAUAUGAGCUCUUCCCGGGAUGCCAAUGGCUGUGCUUCAGCGCAUCCUUCCGAGGUCUCCCUGGACUUCGAGGCCACCAACACGGCCACCCUGGUCAAAUGCCGGAACCAUAACUCUAACGGUGACGUCGAGCGCAGCAUCUUCAACAACGGCGUCGUACCGCCGGACGCUGGGCACGGGGAGUCGCCUCCCUCCACGCCGGCAACGCUGCGUCAGCAUGUCACUCACGAAGAACGUUUAUCCAGCAUCAGCAGCCAGUUAGCCUUGUUUCGGGACUCCAGUGCGGAGCCCAGUUCUUCAGACCCAAACAGCAAAGAGAAAACUUUAUCAUUGAAACGUGUCAAGGGUUCUUUCAACGACCUUGACCUAGAGAAGCUAUAUAAAGACUAUACAGUCAGAAGCAAAUUUCCUUUAGUGGUGAUGUACCUAGCUGUGCUGACUUUUGCAACAUUGGUGCUACUUUUAUUAACAGCUAGUCAGAUAGAAAAAGAAGCUAAGAGCAUUGGACGUCUAGUCAUAUUGUGUCUAACUUUGAUCCUGUUUAUCUCCCUGCUUAUCGUGAUACUACGAUUUCGCCAAAAGUCUUUCAUUAGUCAGCCUACAAGGCUAGCAUUCACCAUUGUGGCUGUGACUACUCUUUCUAUCAUAAUCUAUUUUAUCCUUGGAUAUGAUGAGAGAACGCCUACAUCUGAUGUCCCUGCAUUGUUUUACACUGUUGUUGUCUCCUACAUGGUAUUACCAUUGUCUAGAAAGUGGAUGGUUAUCUCAGGUACAGUCAUUAUAUUGGCUCAUCUGCUCACAACAACACUUGUGAUUCUACUCAAUCCUAAAGAUCGUCAUAAUGAUUUACCUGCACAGCUUCUUUGCACUUUACUUACAUUGGUGUGUGCCAAUGUAUUUGGGCUGAGUCAUAGAUUCUUGUCAGAAAUAGUCCACAGAAGAGCUUUCUUGGAGGCCAGAAAUUCUGUUGACUCAAUGAUCAAAUUAGAAAAGGAAAAACAACAGCAGGAUGAGUUAUUAGUGAGUUGCAUACCAAGCAAUCUAAUAACAGAGAUCAAGAAAGACUUACAAGAAAACAUGAGGGAGCCUAGGCCCACCAUAUUUCAUGAUUUGUAUGUUGAAAGAUAUGACAAUGUGAGUAUACUGUAUGCUGACAUUGUCAACUUCACACCUUUGGCAUCAGAAUGUACAGCUGCAGAGUUAGUUAAAAUGCUCAAUGAACUGUUUGGAAGAUUUGAUCAAUUAGCUUCAAAAAGUAAUUGCAUGAGAAUAAAGAUCUUGGGUGACUGUUACUACUGUGUGUCAGGAGUGCCAUCAGCAGACAAAAACCAUGCACUGAAUUGUGUCAGAAUGGGACUCAGAAUGCUAGAUGCAAUCAGAGAUGUCAGGGAAGCUACAGGUGUAGAUGUUGACAUGAGGAUUGGUGUCCAUACUGGUUCUGUUCUCUGUGGUGUCCUGGGUCUUAGGAAGUGGCAGUAUGAUGUCUGGUCAGAUGAUGUCACCAUAGCCAACCACAUGGAGUCUGGUGGUCUGCCAGGUCGAGUUCAUAUUUCUAGACAAACUCUGGAUUUUUUGGAAGGAGAAUAUGAAGUAGAGGAAGGAAGAGGUCAUGAGCGAAGCGUUUUCUUAGCAGAAAACAAAAUAGAGACAUAUUUGGUUAUUCCUGUUGAGAGGCGGCAUGCCAGAGAUAGAAAGCUUGGUAAAACCAGAUAUCAUCUAAGUGGUCUGCGUAAAUCUUUAAGAGUAUCAAAAUUUUUAGAAACUUGGGGUGUGGACAAACCAUUUGCUAAUUUGAAAACCAGUUCUAUGGUAUCCAAAGUUCUGAGUUUAACUAGCUUGGCCUUAAUAGAUUCUAAUUUUAUGAUGAACUCAGCUGGUAUAGAUCAAGGUUUAAUGGCAGCUGACAAGCAGCAACAAGAAGAGAUAAAUAUGAGACUACAGGAACGUCUAAACAACAUCAACAACAGUAGCUUUCACUCUCAUCCUGAUGCUGAGAUGCAUCCUGUGACAUUAAGGUUUUUAGACCAGUCAGCUGAAAACAGUUUCUCUAAACAAUCUGAUGACAUGUUUUCAUUUUAUGUCAUCCCUGCAUUUGUCAUCUUUUUUAUUAUAUUUAUUAUCCAAGCUAUUAUGUUACCAAGAGUGACUGUAUUGUUUGUUACAUCCACUUUGGGCAUUUUAUUUUUUACUGCUUUGACUGCAGUCUGUCUGUGUAACAAGAUACAUAUUUUUAGGUACUGUCACAAGUUUUUGGAUAUUUUCACACACAUAUCUACAACUAUUGGCAACACAUCAUAUAUAAGAGUUCUCUUUUCUUUGUCCUGUGAAGUAUUGAUAUUUUUUACAUCAACUAUUAGCAUGGCCUAUUGUCAGGCUCAAGAGUUUACGAAAAACUGCAGUGAUAAUGUUAAUGUCACAAUGGAAGCUGGCACUGCAUUGUGUAGUUACCCAUCAUAUUAUUUACUCUGCUUUCUGCUGGCCUUCACAAGUUACAGUAUCUUCAUUCAAAUCAGUUUCAUCAUUAAGUUUCUUUUCUUGGGUGCUAUGUUCUCUCUCAACACCAUCUUAGUACAUGUUGUCAGAUGGCAAAUAUUUGACACAUAUGAUUAUAUGUUUUGUAAUACAAGCCCUCAUGGAUUCUCAUUAAAAGUAGAAACAUCCCUGUGUAUAGCUGUUGUUCUCUUCACCAUGCAUUUCUUAGACAGACAGAUGGAGUUUGCCAAUCGACUUGGUCACCUCUUCAAAUUACAGUUCCAACAAGAAACAGAGCAGGUAAAAAUGAUGGCAGCCAUCAACAAGAUUGUAUUAGAGAACAUCAUACCAGCUCAUGUGAUUGCUUAUUACCUUAGGACAUCCAGAAAACAUGAAGAUCUUUAUCAUGAGUCUUGUAGUGAUGUGUGUGUGAUGUUUGCUUCAAUACCAAACUUCAAAGACUUCUACCAACAAACCAAAACCAAUGGUGAAGGACUAGAAUGUAUCAGAGUGUUGAAUGAAAUUAUAUCAGACUUUGAUCUGCUGUUGAUUAAAAAACACCAAGAGGUGGAGAAAAUCAAAACUAUUGGCAGCACUUACAUGGCAGCUACUGGACUUCACACAGGAUCCAGGAAAAAUGAAGAUGAUAUGUCCUGGGAAAAAAAUAUUGUUGCUUUAAUAGAGUUUAGUUUGGCUAUGAUUGGUACACUGGACUUGAUCAACCGACAUUCAUUUAAUGAGUUUAGUCUCAGAAUAGGUGCCAAUCAUGGUCCUGUCAUUGCUGGGGUCAUAGGUGCCAGAAAGCCACAGUAUGACAUCUGGGGAGACACUGUCAAUGUCGCCAGUAGGAUGGAUAGUUCAGGUGUUUCAGGUAAAAUUCAGGUAACUGAAGAAACAGCAGCUGUUUUAAUAAAAAAUGGUUACAGCCUUGAAUACAGAGGCCUCACCAAGGUGAAAGGGAAAGCCCCCAUGAAAACAUUUUUCAUCCUUGACAGAAGACCUUUUGUUGAUCCAAAAGACAGACUCAUUGAACUAACACGUCUAUGAACUAUUUCCUUUAUGGUGUAAACAAAGCUCUCCAAUAUUGAAGAUUAAGUAUUAAGUGCUUUUCAAAAUAAUUGAUUGGGAAAUGGACCAAAGAAUGAUGAAACCUGAGCACUUGCUGAGUGUUACAUCCCAGGCCUUUCUUGUUAGCAGUUUAGUAUUAGACUGCUGUGAUUUAGGUCCCAAGACCUUUAUCUCCGCUGAUAUGCACUCAAUCAGUUCAAAAGUUCAUUACUUUAAUGACACCAACUGACUUCUGGUUCAAAUGACAGAUGCAAGUCAUGAAAAAUCCAAAUGUCCGUUUUUUUUUGAUGAUCUGCUUUUUGAUAUAUAACUUUUUACUUUAAAAUUCCAACUGUUAACUAAAUAAUUUAUAGAAAAAAAAAAUGUGAACUGUGUCCUAAAUAAAAAAACAAACAAAACAGUGAAAUCUGCCCAUGCGGAGUGUCACCAGUGAAUGCUGACCAUGUCCUUCAAAGCUGUAUUCUUUACCAAGAGGCCCUAACAAGAUACUGACCUCAAAACAUGCCUAUAGAAAGAAAUCUAUAUGGAGAGCUGCCUAAUCUGGAAACCACUGCACAGGUCAUCAAAUAUAUUGGUCUAGCAAUCUGAAUACUCCAACAUAAUAAUGAGAAUGAGGAAGCAGAGGAAGAAAAAAAAAUCUUUUAUCUGGUUUUGAACUCAAUCUUUUCAGUUUCCAGUUUUUUUUUUCAAGCAUUAGGUUCCCAUUUUCAUUUAUUAAGCAAGAAUAAAUGUAAUCUCAGUUUGAAAUAUUUAAAUGCUUUGAAUGAUAACUUUACAAAUUGAUGGUUUUAACCUUAAGUCAAUAAGUCUUCAUCAUUAUAUAUUAUAUAUAUGGUUACCAAAGUGUUACAAGCUUGAAAGUAUAUAGAGAAAAAAUGAUAUCAAAUUCCUGAUUCAACUAAAGUCAAUAGAAGCAAAGCAAAACUUACUUAUGUGAUUGUCAUUUCUAUUGUUUUUUUUGACUGAGUUAACUGUUAACUCUUAAUACCCAACUACUAUUUGAUGGAAACCCAAAACAUAUUAUGAAUACAGCACAGAAUAAAUUUAUAUCCUACCUCUCAAUUCUAUCUGAUGUUAAAUUUACAAUAGCACUGUACUUUUGAUGCUUUGUGAUAUGUUCCAGAUCAAGUUCUUCAAUUACCACAAGUACAAUAUGAUAAGAGUAUAAAAGCUAUAGAGAUUGUAUGGACAGAAAUCUGAUCAGAUAUUAACAUUGAAUCAUUCAAAUAUACUUCCAAUACACAAAACCUUCAAGAGUUACUGGUUUAUGAUUACAUAUUAUUGACCUAAAUGGAUUUCUUUACAUUACUCUUAACUGAAAUCUGAUUCUCACUGAACUAAAGAGAAUGUCUUAUUAUUCAAAUGUUAUUUUUUUUGUUUCAAUGUGAAGACAUCUAUAAAUGAGGAAACUAUAUUUAUAUUGCACAAAUUAAGCAGGUAAAAGUCAGAACUCCCAUCAAUUAUAUGUUUCCCUGGUGACUGUACAAUUGCCUUCAGUAUUUAUUUUCAUCUAUUUUUGAUCCUUUAAGGGGGAAAAAUUGUCUCUGGAAAUAAAAACUAACAUAAGUGUACCAGCUGUACAUAAAUAUUGAUAAAUACACAAAUACACAUUUCCAACAAUGAUUUUAAAAAGGAAAUAGCAGCAAAUUUUAUCAUUUGAUUUUUUAGUAUAUUUUAUGAUCAAUUUCAUACAAAAUGUUAUGAUUUUCCAUUAUUAUUUUAUCAUAAUAAUCUGCAUCAUCUGUCCUAAAUAUCACAAAGUUUGAAAGGGAUAUUUUGUUUUAAAAUUUUUUCCUAAUGUUUGUAAUCUUAAUAUAUAAUUGUUGAACAUUUUUUUAACAUUUUCACUUUCUUGAAAUCAAAAGUUGUCACUGCUGUAUAUAUAUAUAUAUAUAAAUAAAUAUAUAUCAAUAAUUAUAUAUUGUUUAACUGUUGAAUAAUAUUUUUUUUUCCAUUUUAAGUCUGUCUUCUAUCAAUAAAUAAAUAUGAUCAAUCCAAAUAA
Messenger RNA from Biomphalaria glabrata, 5962 nucleotides. Its product is annotated as adenylate cyclase type 2-like. Bases 337 to 3939 code for a protein of 1200 amino acids. Gene Ontology annotation, cellular component: plasma membrane. The transcript has 26 exons. Lineage: Eukaryota; Metazoa; Mollusca; Gastropoda; Planorbidae. The record is from RefSeq and is a predicted model, not a curated record. Gene Ontology annotation, biological process: adenylate cyclase-inhibiting G protein-coupled receptor signaling pathway; intracellular signal transduction; cAMP biosynthetic process. Gene Ontology annotation, molecular function: adenylate cyclase activity.